This is a messenger RNA of Perkinsus marinus ATCC 50983, 1998 nucleotides long. RefSeq lists its product as hypothetical. The record is from RefSeq and is a predicted model, not a curated record. NCBI's taxonomy places the organism in Eukaryota, Perkinsozoa, Perkinsida, Perkinsidae. Gene Ontology annotation, biological process: endoplasmic reticulum to Golgi vesicle-mediated transport. The transcript has 21 exons. The coding region runs from base 1 to 1998 and encodes 665 amino acids. Gene Ontology annotation, cellular component: COPII-coated ER to Golgi transport vesicle; Golgi membrane; endoplasmic reticulum-Golgi intermediate compartment.
AUGUCCGCACAGCAUCAUCAACAACAACGAGGAGUGGUGCCGCCCAAUACGCGGGUACGGCAAAAUCCAUUCGCUACUCAAGAACAGCCAGCAGGGGGGAGCUCAUCCGGAUGGUAUCAGCAGACUCCUACUAUGCAAGCAACACCAUCCACGUCAACUCCUUCUGCUGCUCCGGCUCCCGUGGGUGGUGGUGGGGUAACAGCGCCGUGGAACAGGGUCCAUGCUCCUGGUAUGGAGGCAGCUCCUCAUGCUGUUGGUCAUCCGAGUGGUAGUGGUGGUGGUGCUAAUGCGUAUGGUGGUAGUGGAAGCCCAUGGGGUGGUCCAUCUAUAGGGGUCGGACCACAGGGAAUGUCUCGAACGAAUGCUGGGAAGGAAGCUCCUCGAGGCCAGCACCAGCAACAACAACAUCAGCUGCACUCGCCCUUUGGAGGCGUGUCACCGUCACCAUUCUCGCAGGCUCCUGCUCAGCCUGAUGGACAUCACUAUCAACAGCCACAACAACAGGGAGAGGUCCAGGAUAAGGUUCGAGGUACUAAGCCGACGCCCUCGGGGGGAGGGUUUGCUGAUCAGCUCGUUGGGGCUGCUUUCAAUGCGGCGGCUAAGACGGCUUUUGGUGGUUCUGCCCAAGGGGGUCAGGGUAACAAUAACGACGAGAUGGUAGGAGCUGUGAUGAGCCAGGUUGGGCAGAACCUCUACCAGCAAGCGGAGGAGUCGGGGUGGACCAAAUUCAUACCCUGGGGGUUCGAUGGUCUUCGGCCAUACUUCAAUAUCACCCACAGUUACAUUAAAUGGAAGUGCUUGUUCUUGAUGGUACCCUUUGUGAAGCGCUUAUUCCAACCGGGCAGGAAUCAGAGGCAUUAUAGUAGUGAUGGCGCCAAUGAGAUGGAUAACUUGCAAGCCCCGACGCAGCGGUCGGCGGACCCGAACGAAGGUGUGGCUUUGCGAUUUGUACCCGACAGGAGACCGGAUAUGUACAUCCCCUUGAUGAGCUUCAUUUCGUACGUCCUGGCAUUUGCGGUCAUCAAAGGUGCAGCUGAUGACGGCUCGUUCCAUCCUGAUAUACUAUACGAUACGGCUACUUUUGCAGCGGUCCUGUCGGUCAUUGAGCUCGUCUUGGCUAGGGCGGCGGGGUACUUUGUAAGUAUGCGGAGUUUACGGUUAUUGGAUUUGGUAUGUGUUAUCGGCUACAAGUACUUUCACUUGUCAGUGUACUGUAUAAUGAGGAUAGUCCUGUCGAGCAAAGUCCCCACAUCGUAUUUUUGGUGGGGUCUGCUGGGUUACCUAUCUAUAGCUGCGGCAUAUGCGUGUCUGGUAUCCCUACAGUACUUCACGACAUACAAGACGGCUAUGCAAGCUCACUUGGAGGUGUCGGGAAGUCACACGAGCAUCCUCAUAAAAUACGUGGUCAUCGCUGUCGCCUUAUGCCAGUUCUUACCUUUUUUCCGAUAUGUUGGAAUACUGAUGGCCGCCGCGGCUGAGCAAAUGAAGAUCAGGGAAGAAGGUGUCAGGAUGGUAUUGAGGGAACGGCUUGGAAAGAGGCGGCCAUUGGCUGGUGAGUAUCCGUACCACUCAUGCGAUGCGGCCUUGCCUUGUACGAUGGAGGAGCUCCUUGGUGGCUCGUCGUGCCCUUCGGGGGGUCCACCCCAGUGGGAGUUGGUCGCUGGACCGCUGAGGUAUGUGCCGGGCUCAAGCGAUGGUAGCUUGUCGUCGUCGUUGUCGAGGGAAGGGAGGAAGUUGGAGGCCGCGGAUGAGCUGCAUCAUAAGGUACACCGUUUGAACGAUUGUGGAGAAGGAGCUGAGGGAGAUCCUGCUGGUCCUCAGUUGGUGGUCCGAGGGCCAUUGUCCUUGACGCCGCUGGUCACGCCGCGGUCGGCUGAGGGUGGUGUGGAUGUGAAGUGGCGGAAGUGUGGUAUCAGCACCCAUGUGCAGACGUUGGAGGUCCCUAGAAAGACUCGAGCUGGGGUCCUGCCAGUUAUCCCACCCGGUACCUACAGUUAG